CUCCUCCCCUUCACCGUCCUUCCUUUCUUCUCUCUUCCCUCAUACAAAUCUUUCAUUCUUUCCGUGCACUUUUCAAUAACAAGAUACCCCUCUCUCAAGUAUUUCCUUGAGAUUAUAUGCGUCCCGAAGCUUUCAGUUCAUCAUUCAAAAUGUCUGCCGGCGAUAUGCAAGACGAGCAGCUCAAGGAGGCUCUCAUCACCUACGAGAAGCUCCAGGGCAUCGAGGAUGACUUUGAGGAUGUCGAGCUCGAGAUCCUCCGUCAGCAGGACAAGCUCACCAAGGAUCUCUACGUCCGACGUGCUGAGGUUGUCUCCAAGAUCCCCCAGUUCUGGCCCCUCGUCUUCGAGCAGUCCCCUCCCGAGGUUGACGAGUACAUCCAGCCCAGCGACUCUGAGCUCCUCCUCAACGCCCUGACCGGCCUCUCCGUUGAGCGCUUCGAGCUUCCCAACGGCGACCCUCGCUCCAUCGCCAUCAAGUGGGAGUUCAAGGAGAACGAGUGGUUCGAGGACAAGGUUCUUGAGAAGAAGUUCUACUGGCGUUUCCACAAGGACGGCUGGGCUGGUCUCGUUUCCGAGCCCGUCGACAUCAAGUGGAAGGAGGGCAAGGACCUGACUAACGGCAUGCUCAGCCUCGCCAAGAAGGUCCACGACGAGGAGAAGGCCGGCCAGAAGCCCGGUGAGACCGAGAACUCCAAGAAGCUCCUUAAGCUCAUGGAGGAGACCGGCAUGGGAGGUGUCAGCUUCUUCUCCUGGUUCGGUUUCCGUGGCCGCAAGGUCACCCCCGAGGAGUCCGAGGAGGGCCGCAAGAUCGACGAGCAGAAGAAGGCCGACCGCAAGGCUGGCAAGAUCGAGGAGGAUGACGAUGAUGACAUGGAUGAGGACGAUGAUGAUGAUGAGUACGAGUACGAGAUCUUCCCUACUGCCGAUGACCUCGCUGUCUUCAUCGCCGAGGACCUUUGGCCCGGUGCCAUCAAGUACUUCACCAACGCUCAGGAUGCCGAUGAUAUCCCCAGCGACCUCGAGUUCGAGGAGAUGGAUGAGGAUGACUCUGAUGAUGAGGCCCCUGCUCUGGCCAAGGCUUAAAUUACCCAUGAGUUACGGAAGACAUGAAGACUACGACAAAAUAAGGAUACCGGUAUAGAAAAUUGGGAUGGGUCUACCUAAUCAACAUAGAUAAGAUUAUUGGUAGUUUAAAAGGGUUAAAUGGAAAGAAUUCAC
This is a messenger RNA of Fusarium graminearum PH-1, 1217 nucleotides long. RefSeq lists its product as uncharacterized. The transcript has 4 exons. NCBI's taxonomy places the organism in Eukaryota, Fungi, Ascomycota, Sordariomycetes, Hypocreales, Nectriaceae. Gene Ontology annotation, biological process: nucleosome assembly. Gene Ontology annotation, molecular function: chromatin binding; histone binding. Gene Ontology annotation, cellular component: nucleus; chromatin. Bases 150 to 1082 code for a protein of 310 amino acids. The record is from RefSeq and is a predicted model, not a curated record.